AUGGUCAGGCUGCCCCUCCUCCACCCCCUCCCCCUCCCCCUCCUCCUGGGAUGGUUCAACUGCCAUCACCGCCUGGGGCCCAAUCAGUCUACCCACUUCCUCCUCCUCCACCUGGUGCUCCUCACGGUAUGCAGCGCCCACAAGUACACGGACAACAGCAACCUCGAGCAAUGCCUGGUACAUACCCCAGAGACAAUGCAGCGUCCUGCGAUGAGACCUGGUCACCCCGACGUCGGAAUUCCGAACUCAUCGUUUCCGAAGAGCCAGAAGAAGCCCAAGGGUCGCCACGAGGAGCUCUCUUCCGAAUCGGACAGCGAUGAGUGGGAUUCCGAGACUGGCGACUCAGGCUCUGACCGCUUUCGUGUUCACCAUGUUGAGCACGGCGAGUUUGCCCAUAUCGGGAAACCCAAGCGUGGUCGUUCAAGACAGUCGAAGAAGCUUCGACACAACAAGUCGCAUAGCAAGACCAGGAGCCGCAGUAGAAGUCAUGUUCACACUGAGACGCAUCGAAGACGCCGGGACUCAGAUCUCAUCGACCCACCCCCCAUGGGCAGGUAUAGCCCCACGUCAUCAAAGAAUAGCUCUCCUCGGUCUUCCAAACAGCAGCUUCCACCCAUUCAUAUCCACAUGAAUGCACCUGCGGCAGAAAAAUCUACACGCGCUAACGAGCGUGUCCGUCGCAGUGGCCAUAAUGCCUCGUCACCAGACUACCGGAAAGACAAGUUCUCGGCUGAAGCCAUGUCCCGUAGUAACUCCUGGGACCGUAAUAGCGGCACUGCAUCAUUCAAUGACAAUUCAUCCGUGCAAACAGCGGACGACAGCGUCUUCUCCGAGCCCGAACGCCGCGCACACCGAAGUCGCCGGCCGUCAGAUGUCACUGGCGCGCCUACCAACCUCCGCUCCAGAAACCUGCCUCCCAGGCAGGAAAGCUUCGGAGCACCUCAUCCCAGUCAUAUCUACGAGGACUUGGACCGUCGACAGCCAAAUCGCGGCUAUUCGCCGCCAGACGACUACCUGCGCAACCUGCAUCACCGCGACACAUACCGUGAUGAGCAAGGCUACGCCGCGCGACCAGGUUUGGACCGCCGCAAUAGUAUGCAGGUGCCAAUGAGCAAUCCCUUCGACACCGCAUGCUACCCACCGCGCCCCUCACGCGGAUUGUCGUACACGGCAGACAUGCAUGAGCCGGCCAUGUAUUCGCGUCGCGAGCAACCGUAUCUCUCCGACCGACCCACACAGGAGAGUCUGCACCUGGAAGAACUCGCCGAGGCCAUUGAGCACAUCAAAGACAGCCGACGCAAACCGUUGGGCGGGUUUGCGCGUAAGGGCAGCGGCUGGGAUAACAGGCACGAGAGGGUGAUGGGCGGGUAUGAUGGAUACGAUCCUCGCAGGUACUAA
Ascochyta rabiei is the source of this 1398-nucleotide messenger RNA. RefSeq lists its product as uncharacterized. The transcript has a single exon. The record is from RefSeq and is a predicted model, not a curated record. Lineage: Eukaryota; Fungi; Ascomycota; Dothideomycetes; Pleosporales; Didymellaceae. Bases 1 to 1398 code for a protein of 465 amino acids.